AUGCCUAGCCCAGCAGAACUUCUUGCGCAGAAGCACAGUGCCGUUUCCGAGGACCCAGAGACCCCGCUCAUCUCUGCCACCGAGUCGUCCGCUCCGUCGUCGGCCGCCUCUGAGCCCACCACGUAUGAGCUGGAUGUCGAGGUUGAUUCCGUGGCAUCGAGCCAGGACAAAAAGGUGUCAAUCGACGACGAAACAUAUUUCCCCGCCCUGGGGGUAUCGAUUGGGUCCGCACCUGCCAAGUGGGGUCCGUCAAUGUCCAAUGGACGCACUGUCUCGACGAACACCCCGUCCACCUUCAAGCCCGCUGUCAGGUCGUCCAACACCCAGCUCACAUUCAUCGUGGACGCUGCAGAACAACUGCCCGUGUCGAAAAAUGAUCUCUUUAAGAUCAUCUCCAAGAUCAAGGCCACCUACGACGUCAAGGUCGAGUCGACGUUUUCUGCCACCACCAACAAAAGAACUUUUCUGCUAAGCGGCCCGGUGUCGAAAAUUCAAAGUGCGAAAAAAGACCUCAUCAAACAGCUCACCAAGCCUGUGAAAAUUGAGUUCGGCAUUCCGUUCAAGCUCAUAUCCACAGUGAUUGGCUCGCAGGGCAGAACAUUGAAGCCGAUCCUUGAGUCCACAGGUGUUAAAAUCGAUAUUGCAAGAACCGGCAGCAACGAGGCAGCAGACGACGGCGACAUCUUUUCCAACCUCGCAAAGGUUGUCGUUGAGGGAGAUGUGGAGAGCUGUGAGGAAGCUAGACAAAAGAUCAUGUCUAUAGUCGACCAACACACCCAGAACCUCACCGUCAAGGUGGACGUUGAUGAAAAACUCAAACGAUUUGUGAAUUUGGAGCUUAAAAACCAGCUGCCUCCCGACGUCGAGGUUGAUCUACCGCUGGAGAACUCCAGGGCCUCUUCCAUCUAUCUCUCCGGUGCCCGAGAGACUGUGCUAGUGGCCAGAGAGACUGCCAAAACGGUUAUUGAUUACCUGGCAAAACGGAUUGUUGUCGAGGAACGCACAGUGCCCAAGAUGGUCCAUCAGUUCCUUGACGCAGAAAAGAUUUUCAGCACCGUGGGGGUUUUAGUCGAGGUUCCAGAAUUCGAUUCUCCUUCGACUACGGUGAAGUUCAUUGGCCUGAAAGAGAACAUCCCAAAAGCCGUAGCACUUGGCAAAGAGCUUUCCCAGGAGUAUGCCACUGAUUUCUUGGAUCUGGCAAGGUCUCACGGCGGAAACUAUAUGCAUGCGAAAGUGCUUACUGCAUUCUUCGUUUACACCGGUAUGUUCGACGCACUUUCGGCAAAGUACAACGUCAAGAUCACUGCUCCAAGCUAUAAGUCUCUAGUCGACGAGCAAACAAAGACGGUUGUUCUGGAGUUUGUUUGCUCGAAAUCUGAAAAGGAAGCUUUAAAGUCCACUAGACGAGAGAUAGUGGAUGCUGUCAACAAGAUCACACCCUCCUUUGUGCGUCUGAUCGACGACAUCGACACUCUUGCUCUUGAAAAAUUGGAUGAGACCGUUGCGAACGAAAAGAGCGUGAAAAUUGUUCCUCUGGGUAAGCUUUCGGGGGUUGGCAACAAGAUAGUUCUCCUGUAUCAGGCAAGUGAUGAUGAAUUCCUUCCAUCAUUGAAAGAGACCAAUGAGAUAUUGGAUGCUGUUGACCAGUCCCUGGAGGAGCUCAGAGCCUUCAGCAGAGACAUCACCUACGAAGUCCUGGACAUGCAAUCUGCAGAUCAGGAGAAAUUGCAAGGACGCAUCUUGAAGGUCUUGCUGUCUAAGUUUGGCUCAGAUAUACAGAUCAGAUUCCACCAAAACAAGGAUGGUGUGAGUGACGACCAACUGGUGGUGGUUGGGUUUAAAAAGGAUGUUCCAAAGGUGAUCGGCGAACUGAAGCAAGCUAUUGAGGAUGUCAAAAAUUAUGAGACGGCUUCUAAAUACAACCAAACUUUUGCAUUCCCAACUAGUCAGCUCUCGAGACUCAUUGGUCACAAAGGAGGGAACCUCCAGAGUUUGCAGGAAGAGUACAAUGUGCAAAUUGAUGUUCAAAAGGGCGAGGAUGCCACUGUGGGUGACAAAACUCUCGUUAAGCUCACAGGGCUGAAAGUCAACGUUGAAGAGUGCGAGAAGAAACUCACACAGCUCGGCAAGAAGUGGGCAGAUGAGAGAACUGUGGUGAUGAAAAUUGAACAAAAGUACCACCGCAAGCUAAUUGGACCUUCUGGAGUAUAUGUGCACCGGUUAAAUGAGAAGUACAACGUGGUGAUCAAAUUCCCAUUCGAAGAUGCCACCGGCCAUCAGGAUGAGGUUGUGAUCAAGGGACCUUCCAAAGGCGUUGCGAAGGCUGAAGAAGAGUUAAGAGAGCUGCUUCAGUACGAAAAAGACAAUGGAUACAAAGAAACGAUCAAGGUGCCAAUAGCCAUUCUUCCGCGCGUGAUUGGAAAGUCCGGAGAGCAGGUCAAGGACAUUUCGGCAGACACUGGUGUGGACAUCAAACAUCUGAGGGAGAAAAGUGAUGGCGAGAGUGCGCAAUUAGAGCUGACGGGUACCAGGGAAGGUAUCAGAGCUGCAACCAAAAAAAUCAACUCCAUUGUUGAUCGUAUUCAAAACAACGUGACCGAGUCGAUCGAUGUCGACUCGAAAUGGCACAAGUAUCUCGUGGGGCCAUCUGCCUCGAAGAAGCGCGAGAUCAUAUUGAACGCAUGUGGUCCAAACGACGAGGCCGAUUUUAGAAGAUUGCUACAAGUUCCGCCUGCUGGCUCUAAUUCGACCAAGAUCGUGUCACAGGGUAACAAGGCGGUCGUGGAGAAGAUCAUUGAGCAGGUUAAGCAGAUAGUAUAUGACCUGGAGAACGUUGUGGACGAGACGGUGCUGAUUCCAAAGAAAAAGCACGCACUUUUAAUUGGAUCGGCUGGAAUGGUCAGAAGAGGUUUGGAGGCAGAGUACCAUGUGCGGAUCGAUAUUCCGAAAAUCAAGCAGGAGUCUGACGAAGUGCAUGUUCGCGGGUCUCCCGAGAACGUCGAGAAGGCCAAGGCUGCAAUGCAGAAAUUGAUAGAGAAUUAA
Molecule: messenger RNA, 3042 nt
Organism: Ogataea parapolymorpha DL-1
Lineage: Eukaryota; Fungi; Ascomycota; Pichiomycetes; Pichiales; Pichiaceae
Product: Vigilin
Exons: 1
Coding region: 1-3042 (1013 amino acids)
Biological process (GO): nuclear division
Cellular component (GO): nucleus; cytoplasm
Molecular function (GO): mRNA binding
Source: RefSeq, a predicted model, not a curated record